CAGAGCUCCUCAGCAUGAGAGCUGUGCCCCUCCUCGUGGCCAGGGCAGCAAGCCUUAGCCUUGGCUUCUUGCUUCUGCUUUUUCUCUGGCUAGACCAAGGUGUACUAGCCAAGGAGCUGAAGUUUGUGACUUUGAUGAAGAAAUUGAGGCACAAAAAGGUUAAGCGACUUGCCCAUGGUCACACAGAUGGAAUGGUGGAGACAGGAUUUGACCCCAGGCUAUCUGACCCCGGAUGCCUUUCCUUUUAUCAUUGGACACGGUCUUUUCCUGCUGUGUAUGUAUAACCCAGCACCCAGAGCCGGUCUGAGACACCCCUGUAAGGUGUUUCGGCACGGAGACCGAAGUCCCAUCAACACCUUUCCCACUGACCCCAUAAAGGAAUCCUCAUGGCCACAAGGAUUUGGCCAACUCACCCAGCUGGGCAUGGAGCAGCAUUAUGAACUUGGAGAGUACAUAAGAAAGAGAUACAGAAAAUUCUUGAAUGAGUCCUAUAAACAUGAACAGGUUUAUAUUCGAAGCACAGAUGUUGACCGGACUUUGAUGAGUGCUAUGACAAACCUGGCAGCCCUGUUUCCCCCAGAGGGUCACAGCAUCUGGAAUCCCACCCUACCCUGGCAGCCCAUCCCGGUGCACACAGUCCCUCUUUCUGAAGAUCAGUUGCUAUACCUGCCUUUCAGGAACUGCCCUCGUUUUCAAGAACUUGAGAAUGAGACUUUGAAAUCGGAAGAAUUUCAGAAGAGGCUGCACCCUUACAAGGAUUUUAUAGCUACCUUGCCAAAACUUUCAGGAUUCCAUGGCCAGGACCUUUUUGGAAUUUGGAGUAAAGUCUACGACCCUUUGUAUUGUGAGAGUGUUCACAAUUUCACUUUACCCUCCUGGGCCACUAAGGACACCAUGACUAAGUUGAAAGAAUUGUCAGAAUUGUCCCUCCUGUCCCUCUAUGGAAUUCACAAGCAGAAAGAGAAAUCCAGGCUCCAGGGGGGUGUCCUGGUCAAUGAAAUCCUCAAUCACAUGAAGAGAGCAACUGAGAUGCCAAACUACAAAAAACUUAUCAUGUAUUCUGCACAUGACACUACUGUGAGUGGCCUACAGAUGGCACUAGAUACUUACAACGGAUUCCUUCCUCCCUAUGCUUCUUGCCACUUGAUGGAAUUGUACUUUGAGAAGGGGGAGUACUUUGUGGAGAUGUACUAUCGGAAUGAGACGCAGCACGAGCCAUAUCCCCUAAUCCUACCUGGUUGCAGCCCCAGCUGUCCUCUGGAGAGGUUUGCUGAGCUGGUUGCCCCUGUGAUCCCUCAAGACUGGUCCACGGAGUGUAUGAUAACAAGCAGCCAUCAAGUUCUAAAGUUCAUCUUUGCUGUUGCCUUUUGCCUGAUAUCUGCUGUCCUAAUGGUACUGCUGGUUAUCCACAUUCGCCAUGGACUCUGCUGGAAGAGAGACUCCUAUGGGAACAUCUGAACAGACGGCUGGACAAGCCAGGCCAAUCUCCUGUGACACAGCAUCUCUUAGUGGUGCCACAUCUAAAGGACAGGCUUUUGUCAUGUGGGCAUUGCCCUCCUGACACCCUGCCUCUUGAAUCUGCCUAGAGCAAAGUCUGAGCUCACAGUGACCCACAGGCAGCUGCUGGACUUACAGAUGAACAAACACUCAGGUUACCUAGGUCUUCUUAUCAUGGAGUGGUAGUGCAGGCUGCUCAUUCAACUAGAAGGAGGCUUUUAUGAUGGGAUGGUUUUAUUCUCUGACACAGUUGUCCAGAAAGAAAUAAGAAGCCAAAUUCCAAUCAGCGUUUUACCUGCAAGGAGCAAAGGCGAAGAAGGUGGACAAAGACAUAGAUUAGAAAAACACUGGAUAUUGGGGGAAGUUAGACUAGAAGUAGUAUUAUACAGGGUGAUUCUUAUGAAAGAAGACCCAAUCAUAAAUUACAAAUAAACUUUUGAUUUAGCUAUUAA
This is a messenger RNA of Callithrix jacchus (white-tufted-ear marmoset), 1949 nucleotides long. It is a transcript of the gene ACP3, whose product is annotated as acid phosphatase 3. Lineage: Eukaryota; Metazoa; Chordata; Mammalia; Primates; Cebidae. Gene Ontology annotation, cellular component: plasma membrane. The record is from RefSeq and is a predicted model, not a curated record. Gene Ontology annotation, biological process: dephosphorylation. Gene Ontology annotation, molecular function: phosphatase activity.